AUGGUGGAGAUAGAGGUUGGUGGUAAUCUAAAAAAUGUAGUGAAAGUUUUCAGCUUGGGGGAUAAUUCAUGGAGAGAUAUUCCAUGUUUACCUGUGAUUCCACUUUAUUUGUAUGAUGUUUGUAACAACAAAGAUGUGUAUUUGAAUGGUACUGUUAAUUGGCUGGCCAAUUGCAAUCAUGAUUUUUAUUUGAUGGGUGUUAUUGAAAAUUAUGUCAUUCUUUCGCUAGAUCUCUCCACCGAGUCAUACACUCAAAUGAUGUUGCCUUGUGGUUUGGACAAGGGGCCCCAUGUUCAGAUGAAAGAUUUUGGAGUUCAAGAGUCUUGGGUUCAGUUAUUCAAAAUUAGUUAUCAGAAUUUCUAUUCAAUCAACAGUGAUUUAUUUGGUAAACAGCAGUUGGAAUUGUUGCCGAUAUACCUUUGUGAGAAUGGUUAUACUUUGAUAUUGGCAAAUAUUUAUAAGGCACCAACAUUUAUCUGUGAUUGCAGAGACAAUACAGUAGAGCCAAUAAGAAUUACUGAUACGAUUGAGUGGCUGUGGGCUAAGGAUCACAUCGAAAGUUUGGUUCGAACUUGUUGA
Molecule: messenger RNA, 579 nt
Organism: Lathyrus oleraceus (garden pea)
Lineage: Eukaryota; Viridiplantae; Streptophyta; Magnoliopsida; Fabales; Fabaceae
Exons: 2
Coding region: 1-579 (192 amino acids)
Source: RefSeq, a predicted model, not a curated record